AUGCAUAAAGACAGCUCAUCGUCGUUCUCCGCAGAGGAGGUCGUUGCGCCUGGAAAAUCCCCUCAGUACAUGCAGCUGCCCUCGCCAGUGUACUUUGUGCGGUGGGUGGACGAGCGCCACGCAAUUAUUGGCGCUGGUGGAGGCGGUAGGCGUUUUGGGAUGGCGAAUCUUCUCGCGAUUAUUUCAGUAGACUCUACGCAAGGGCCGUGCGGUACUUCUUCCAGUGGGAAGCAGCAACAACGGACACCGAAGAAGGAGCCACUGCCUCCCACAAUUCCCUGGAAUUUUGUCGCGGCCAUUGACAUGGAGGGGAACAUCCCAUGGUGUGCUUCCACCUUUUUGAUUUGUACGGACACGACACAAGUUGCUCGUGGCGUGGUGGGGUACAUUGCGGUGAGUCACAUCACAUGCUUCACACUCGUUGAGGUGUAUGAAUGCUGCAAGGCAAACACACUCGCAAUGCGAAGACUCGCAUGCAUCGAGGUCCCAGCAGAUGCAAAGAACCCUGACAAGAAGCCCAUUGCUCUGGUACAGGGCGCCUUAGUUGUUGCACACGACGAAGGCGGUGUGUAUGUCUACGGAUUACACUCCCUUGUGCAACGCGCGCAUUCGACCGAGGAAGAAAAAACAGUACGAAGAAAAGUAGAGAAGGAGGCGGAGGCGGAGGCUCAGAACGUGAGUCCCUCUUCAUCUGCCAGCGGUGAAGCACAAGAUGCCGUCUUCGAGACACCGCGAAUAUUACAGGAGGCAGAACCCCUUGCUGUCUGGCCGCUACCGGCGCGUCUGAACGAUCUUCAUGCUAACCGAUUCUUUGUGCCUAAAAGAAAACCGGGAAUAGAAAGGUCGAGGAAGCGACAUCACUCGAAUCACAUGCUCAUUGUAGCUCUAGUUCAGGACAAGACACUUCGAAUUGCCACAAUGAAGCUUCCUCGGAGACAUAAAACGAUUUACAAGGAGGAGAAUGGAGAUAUAAAAGAGGGGAAAGUUACCACUUGUCUUGUAGACGCGUGUAUGUUUACCGGGAAGGACUGUCGCAUUCCCUUCUCGCUCAUGAAAUCUUCUAUGCGACUGGUGCAAGUAUUUGGGGUGGAAGAUGCGGCUCCAUCCAAGGCAGAGCUGAUUUGGUUAAAAGCACGCCGUCUGCACCGGGAAACGGGUGUCCGAGGCGCCAUGCCCAUAGCGAGUUUUAUUGUUGUGGUCUAUGAUGUGUUGGGAAAUCAGUCGUACAUGUUGACGGCUCGAGUGUCAAGCACGGCCAGUACUCGCAAUGAAGUUUCCUUUUCAAAGGAUUUUGAGCCGGAGAGCAAUGCCGGAAAGAAACCCUCCAAUCGGCUUGCACUCCAGGUGUGCUUUGCCCCUCAGCCUUCACCUCUGGUAAAGGAAGGCAUUACUUCAAUUAGCGCAUGCCAUUACCGCAGGCCUUGCCAUGAAUGUGACGCCGUCAGUGGCGAAGGGGUUGGCACCGUCGUUCCUUCCUACUGGCUGGCCGGAACUGUGGAGGGCACUCUCGCUUUGAUUGUCCACGCCGGUGAUGGCAAAUUUCAGACCGCGUUGAUUCGACCGUCCAAAAACAAGAGAGAAGCUAGACAAUUUCCGGCUUUACACCGGGAGCCCAUUUCUUGCGUGGCCGUUUCCCAAAUAAACGAUGUUUUAACGACGGAUAUUGCGCAGAACGUUGUUGUGUCGACGCUACCGUUUUGUGAAGAGCCGCAAUUUGCUUCAUCACUGUGCGAAAAGAAAAAAAGCGUCACUUCUCGUGUGCCAUGUCGCGAGGGCAGGAUGAAUUUUUCCGUCGAUGACGACAAGGCUGUUACCUGUGCAGGAAGCGACGCAAUAACUGCGGUGGCGGAUCCCACGUUGUUUGCUGGCGACGGGAAGGAAAUAUUUGUACGGCCGAAGUGUGUGGCUCUUUCACUUUUUCCACCAAAACAGGGGUCCACAUCGUCGCUGUUGCCCUUCCUUGCUUUGGCCGCUUCGUUUGGCGUUCGGCUGUUGGUGGCUGUGGUGAUUGUACCGUCCAUUGCCAUGCUGAUAGCGUACUGGUUUUCGUAG
Molecule: messenger RNA, 2052 nt
Organism: Trypanosoma cruzi
Lineage: Eukaryota; Euglenozoa; Kinetoplastea; Trypanosomatida; Trypanosomatidae
Exons: 1
Coding region: 1-2052 (683 amino acids)
Source: RefSeq, a predicted model, not a curated record